Pimephales promelas (fathead minnow) is the source of this 3011-nucleotide messenger RNA. NCBI's taxonomy places the organism in Eukaryota, Metazoa, Chordata, Actinopteri, Cypriniformes, Leuciscidae. The record is from RefSeq and is a predicted model, not a curated record.
UCAUGAUUGCUGUUGUGUUGUCGUGUGCAGUCCUGAACCGCGUGUCUCCUGUGCUGGUGCUGGUGGUCCUGAUCUGCUUCGCUCUGCUGAACGUGGUUCUGAUGGCUUGCUGUGUGUAUGGAGUCGUUCUCCGAAGAAGAUAUUCAGGAAAACACUUACUCAUUAAACAACGCAGAACAAUGGAGAUCGCCGUUAAACAUGAAGACGAAAAGGAGGAGGAGGAGGAGGAUAAUUAUCCAUUUGAGGAGAUGUUGGAGGGUUAUGAGGAAGACGUCGUCCUCGCUGACAGAAUGAGUGAUUCUGCUGAGGAUGAAGACGAAUCUGUGGACGAAACUCUCCUGUAUGAAGACGCUGUCUCAAAAUAAUUUCAUGGAUUUUAAUCCGUUAAACCUGACCUGGUUGGUUUCCCACAGACACAAGCAUAUCUUCACUGAUUUGUCACGUGUUAUUCUGACGACGAAGACAAAGGUUUAUUCAAAGCGAGACAAUAGACAAGCACUCAUGGGUCGACAUGACUGACCAAUCAGAAGCGAAGACCAGGCCAGCCAACAAUGUGUCUACUGUCAGAUUCAAACGAGUCUGUGUGGGUUUGUGGAGGGAAGAUCACAAAUAAAUAAAAAUGUAUAUGUUUUGAUAAACCCAACAGCGUUCAUUUUAAUAACAUUAAUAACAGAUUAUUUGUAUGUACUGCAUCACUUUUAUUUGUGUGUGUGUGUGUGUUAGAUUGUGAGUAGCAGUGAACGUCAUCAUUGUGUUUUGAUAUCCCAAUCAAUUGUUUAUUAUUAAACAUUAAACUAACGGAAUGUUUAGUGUCAACUUUAACCGUAUUGGAUUUUCACUCUGUGCGGCGGCGGCGUCGAAAAGUUCGAAUCAUUUUGGCGAGUCGGUUCUUUUGAACAGUUUUUUUGUUGUUAAUAAACCGCUCAUUGCGUUCAUCUGAAUCAUCAAAAAGAGCCGGUUCUGAAGAACGACUCAUUCGCGAAUCUGACUGACACCAGUGUCUGAGGAAGCAGCUGCACCGGUGGUGGUGUGUGUCUGUGUCGGUGUUGUGUUUUCAGCUGUCGGGCGCGCGCACGUGUGUGCGCGUGAGUGUGUGUGUGUGAGUGUGUGUGUUUGUUUCACCGAUGGAGUCGAACAGUGUGGCGUACGGAGCCUCUCUCGCAGGAGCGGGAUUCGAUCUCAUCAAAUUCAUCAAACAGCCUCAAACUAUCAUACGAGUCCUCAGCUGGGUGUUUUCCAUCGUGGUGUUUGCCUCCAUAACCGCUGAAGGUUACGUGAACGCCUCGACUGAAGUCGACGUGAAGUGUGUCUUCAACGGGAACGACGGAGUGUGUCGUUACGGUGUGGGAAUCGGCGUCAUCGCAUUCCUGGCGUGUAUAGGCUUCCUAUUGGCUGAUGCUCUCCUGCCGUCGAUGAGCAGCGCUGAGGAGCGCAAGUACGUCGUGCUGGCCGAUCUGGGCUUCUCAGGUGCCUGGACCUUCCUGUGGUUUGUGUGUUUCUGUCUGACGGCCGAUCAGUGGACGAAGACCCUCGACACCAGCGGCAUCCCCACAGACGGGGCCCACGCCGUCAUCGCCUUCUCCUUCUUCUCCCUCGCGUCCUGGGGGGCGUUGACUUACUUCGCUCUGGUGAGGUUUCGUCAGGGCGUUGGAGACGUGAGCCGGAGAUACGCCGAUCCGCCCACUGACGUCACUUCCCCUUAUGCUCCGCCCACUGACAUCACCCCCCCUUAUGCUCCGCCCACUUACCCGUCCUUCCAGAACACCGGGCCAGACGUGUACCAGCAGCCGCCAUUCAUCCCGAACCCCAACCCGUCCGACCAGAACCGGUACCAGCCGCCCGUCUACUGACAAGCCCCGCCCACAGGCCAACGAAAUUGGCUGGCGGCCAAUAGGAGUCUGACUGUGCUUUUCCAAUGUGGCCGUAAUGUGUAAAUAGUGUUUUGUUCUGUAGACGAGUUGAGAUUUGCACUGAUGAGCUGGAAUAAAGUGAAGCCGAUCCGUCGCUCACACUCCUCCAAUCACGGCAGUGUUUUUGUGAUUUGUUAAUGAGUGGGAAUGUGGCGGAACAUAAAGAUCAUCAGAAACAUGUGAUUGACUGGAGACGCAGCGGUUGUGUGUGUGUGGACCCACGGACACACACUGAUGCUGGUUCAUCUGUCCGGACUGGUGUGUUCUGCUCGUCUGGAAACUGCUCUCUCUGCCACGGGAUAAAACAAUUAUAAAAUCCAAGAUAUCCUCUAUACUAGCUUUCAACGGUUUGAGUCUCUUCUGCUCAAGGCUGCGUUUAUUUGCUUAAAAUACAGUAAAAAAAAAGUCAAAUAUGAUAAAAAUCAUCUGUUCUCUGUGAAUAUCCAGUAAAGUGUAAUUUAUUCCUGAAUUUAUCAUCAUUACUCCAGUCUUCAGUGUCACAUGACCCUUCACAAAUCACUCAAAUAUGAGGGUUUGAUGAUCAAGAUACGUUUAUGAUUAUCAAUAUUAUUUUUGUAGAAACAUACAUUUUAUUUAAGAUUCUUUGAUGACUUGAAAGUUCAAAAGAACAGCAUUUCUGAAAAAUUAUCUUUUGUAACAUUACAUAAAUAUCACUUUUGAUCAAUUUAAUGCAUCCUAGAUGAAUAAAAGUAUAAAAUUCCUUUAAAAAUUAAAUAAAUCUGAAUUUUAGAAAAUAAAAAGUUUUCUAAUUCGUUUUUUGCCGUGGCAGAAAAAAGCUUAGAUGAUAUACAGCAACAUUAAUACAUCAGGAUUGUCAAUUUUGUUAUUAUUUAUUGUGUGUUCACAUGUUUUCAGGUGUUGUCUCUGCAUAACCAGAUUACAGUUAUUUCUAUUGCACUUACUAACAAACACUGGUUGCAUUUCUAAAUUAAAACAAACAAGUCUUUGAUUUAGAAGUGUCUAUUUUAUUAACAUGCAUCUGUUGAAUUAAAACUUCAUGUACCAAAUUCCUAGUGAGCAGAAAAUGAUUAAUGUAAAAAGAAAAAUGUUUUAAUGAUAAUAAACAUCACUUCCAUGGCA